AUGGAGUUGAAAUAUUUGCGAGGAGCCUCUAACAUAUUAGUAACAAGAAAAGGACGUGAAUAUUUUUUCAGGAUGUUUGAUUCUAAAUUAUCACCACGUGACAUCAAGGAUAUGUACAGUUGGCAAGCGGUAAAGAAAGUGAAGAUAGAUAACGAGAAAUCCGACGAUAUAAUCAUCAAGGAACAUGUUAGAACUUAUGAAGGUCACUUCAAUGACUUAGGACCAGGUUUACCGAUUGAAACACAGGAUAAAAUUAUAAGCAAAAAUGGAUCUUUAGAAAACGGAGAACUCCAAAGACGCCAAAAAUUUAGUGUUAAAGGUAAAGAAGUUGAAACGGGUAGUGAUACAUUAAAUUCUAACAAAAAACGUGUUGCUCUAACUCAAGGUAAUGGGAAAGAUAGUGAUAGUGAUAGUGAUAGUGAUAAUAGACUUUGA
This is a messenger RNA of Rhizophagus irregularis DAOM 181602=DAOM 197198, 435 nucleotides long. Lineage: Eukaryota; Fungi; Glomeromycota; Glomeromycetes; Glomerales; Glomeraceae. The record is from RefSeq and is a predicted model, not a curated record.